GUAGGCAUGUGUAUAUUUGAGACUGUUAUAGAGAAUGUACAGCUGAAGCACUAGUCUGUCAAACAGAAGGCAGCUCUGGUGCGGGGAAACAUGCCGACCUUGUCUUUGCCGCUUUCAAACCUGCUCAGAAAUCAGGAGGGCUUUCGGAAACUCGUCGCGCACUUUAAGUAUUUGCACACUAGAAGCGGGAUAUGGACGGUCCCCACCAUCAGCACGCCGCGGAUCUCGAAAUCUGCUCUCGUGUCCCGGAGAAGAGAGGUUCCCCCGGGACAGCUGACAGCAGGGAACAUGUGCACCAGCUCCGGCGGCGACAAGACCAGCUGGCUCUGGUCUGUUUACAACGAAACCAAACAGCAAACGCUAGAUUUAAUUCCUGUCAUAUCAAACAACUUUGUGAAUCCAGACACCAUCUUUGCCAAUAACCAGAUGAGUCUGCAGGACAUCGAGAUCUAUGGAUUUGACUAUGAUUAUACACUGGCCUUCUACUCCAGUCACCUUCACACACUCAUAUUCAACAUCGCCCGAGACAUCCUCAUCGACGAGCACAGGUAUCCAGAGGGACUGAGGGAAUAUGAUUAUAUACCGAAUUUUGUGAUUCGUGGUCUGCACUAUGAUGUCCAAAAGGCCUUACUGAUGAAGAUCGAUGCCUUUCAUUAUAUCCAGCUGGGUACAGUGUACAGGGGUCUUAAUCCUGUGCCAGAAAAGGAGGUCAUUGCGAUGUACGAGGGCUCCCAUGUACCCCUCGAGAUCAUGAGUGACUUCUAUGGCAAGAGCUCUCACGGUCACACCAUGAAGCAGUUCAUGGAUAUCUUCUCGCUGCCAGAAAUGACGCUGCUGUCAUGCGUUAAUGACUACUUCAUGAAGCACAACAUCGACUAUGAGCCUGUUCAUCUUUACAAAGACGUCAAGGAGGCUAUAGGAGACGUCCACGUCAGAGGGAUUAUGUAUCGAGCGGUAGAGGCUGAUAUCGAGAAGUAUAUCUGUUACGGUGAACAGACACAUGCUGUUUUACGGAAGCUAUCUAAGAACGGCAAGAAGAUGUUUUUAAUUACAAACAGCCCUUUUGAUUUUGUAGAUCGAGGCAUGAACUAUAUAGUUGGCAAAGACUGGAGGGACCUGUUCGAUGUCGUCAUAGUGCAAGCCGACAAGCCAGGCUUUUUCAAUGACAGGAGGAAACCAUUCAGACGAGUUACUGAUAAAGGUGUGUUGCUGUGGGACAGAAUUCACCACCUUGAGAAAGGGCAGAUCUAUAAACAGGGAAACCUGUACGAGUUUUUGCGGCUUACAGGCUGGAGGGGCUCAAAGGUUUUGUACUUCGGAGAUCACAUUUACAGCGACCUUGCCGACCUGACUCUGAAACACGGUUGGAGAACAGGAGCUAUCAUUCCUGAGCUGCGUAAAGAGAUCAAAAUCAUGAAUACUGAGGAGUACGUCCACACCAUGACCUGGCUGCAGGCCCUGACCGGACUGCUGGAGCAAAUGCAGGUGCAUCGGGACCCUGCCUCACAAACGGUGAUUCAGCAGUGGAUUAAUGAAAGGGAGGAGAUGAGGUUACGGACCAAAGACAUCUUCAACGCCCAGUUUGGCAGCCUUUUCCGCACAUACCACAACCCGACCUAUUUCUCGCGCCGUCUCUCCCGCUUCGCCGACAUCUACAUGGCGUCCCUCAGCUGUCUGCUGAACUACGACCUCCAGCACACCUUCUACCCCAGACGCACUCCCCUGCAGCACGAGUCUCCCAUCUGGCCCGAGCAGACCAGCACCGGAGCCAUGAACGUCCCCUUCCAGAGCCACAGGACAACCACCGGAUCCGAGUAGAGAGGCAUGCUUUAAAAUGUACGUACCACAGAAGCGCUGCAGUUACACGUUAGGUCCCUUUCAUCAGAAUCAGCUGGAGUCUUAAAGACACACGUGUGGGUGACUCACUUCAACUUCAUAUAACGCAAUCUGUGGGUACCUUAUUUUUGAUACACUCUACUUAAGGAACUUUGUGGUGUUUUAAUGUGCCUCGUAGUGAAGGGGAGGUUUUAUUUUUGUAGUUCGUAGCCUUUCUUUCAUCGCCGGCCUUCGUAAAGAUUAUUGCUAAUAUAAGGGAGAGAAUACUUGACACUCAAGAAAGUGUAUGUAUACGUGAAAGGGUUAAAAUAUGGUUUCAAGGAGCUAAUGUAGAACAACGUCUGUUAGAACCAAAAGGGAAACACUCAGAUGGACACUAUAUUCAUUUUGAAAUUAUCAUUAAAAAGUGUUUGUUUUAAAAAGCCUUACAUACUGUGUUUAGCAAUGUAUGAUGAUUAUGUACAAUUGGCUGCAAAAGUUUGAAACCACUAGUGAUUUUUGUCCUUGUAUUAACCAGUCCAGCUGUUUGAUGAUGAUAAUAAUAAUAAUAAUAAUAAUAAUAAUAAUGUUUUUUCUGAGCACCAAAUCAGCACAUUAGAUUGAUUUCUGAAGGAUCAUGUGACACUAAAGACUGGAGUAGCUUUGGCAUCACGUCAAUAAAUUAAAAUGUAUUUAAAUUACUAAUCAGUUGUUUUAAAAAUUUUAAUAGUUUAAUAAGUAGGCAUUUUAAAAAUAGUAUCUUUUUUGUUUUCAUUAAAAACAUUAUAUGGUAUAAAAAUACAGGGAAAAGUUCAAUAAUAUGUGAAUUUGACAAAGAAUUUUUUUUAUUUAAUGUUUUUAAAAUUUCUUGGUUUAAAUUAGAUUUUGAAUUCAUUGUGGUUUCAGAUUCUUGGGCCCUUCUGUAUGUUUUUGUCGAAUGUUAACAUUGUGUAACUGUUUAGAAAUCAACAUUAUAGCUAAACAUACACCGUUGCUGUACAAUGAAAGUUUGCGUGACUGAGUCUGAGUUUAGCGAAAGACUGUAUUGUACUAUGUUUUAUUUCACGAAGUGUCUGUAGGGCAUUUCUGCUUACAUGCUAAAUAUAUAUUUUUGACUUUGUUUCAGGAUACAGAGUUUGGUAUUAUAUGAACAUUUGCAUCAUGCUUUAAAAGCGCCAGUAUUUUGGUGUAUUUUGCUUUGAUGAAACUGAGAACGCACACUAUUUUGUUUUUGUUUCUUUUUUUGUCUGCUUAGCUUUUUUUUUUUACACUGAAUGAAGUACUUCACUUUUUUGCCUUUGUCCUUUAUUUGGCUUUGUUCAAAUGGCUGUGUUAAUCCUUAUCUGAAGUGUAUUUUAUUUGGGAUAUUUAUUAUAAAUGUAAUUAAAUUGAUUCUUGCUCUGUGA
This is a messenger RNA of Puntigrus tetrazona (Sumatra barb), 3221 nucleotides long. It is a transcript of the gene nt5dc3, whose product is annotated as 5'-nucleotidase domain containing 3. The transcript has 14 exons. Gene Ontology annotation, molecular function: 5'-nucleotidase activity. The record is from RefSeq and is a predicted model, not a curated record. NCBI's taxonomy places the organism in Eukaryota, Metazoa, Chordata, Actinopteri, Cypriniformes, Cyprinidae. The coding region runs from base 91 to 1818 and encodes 575 amino acids.